GCCUAUAUUCGUACCACUUUGUGCUGCGAGGUUGUGCAAGUAACAACUCGCUGACGACCGGUGUCCUUUUGCCAACAAAUAUCUACAGAGGCCAACGGAAAUUCACCUGCUAGUUUUUAUAUUACCGGACGAGAUUCAAGACUUCAUCUUAGAAGCAGCCGGCUUUUAGAUCAGCAGGGAAAUAAAGCAUCGAAGAUACGAUGAGUGAUUGGGAGGGAGAUGCGGAUUCUGGUCUGAAGAAAACCUUCGGAGGUGAUUCUGGUGGUCGUAAUUUUGGGGGUAAAGGGCGCGGGUUUGCGCGCAAUGAUGACGGCGACAGUUUUCGCGGUGGUGGAGGUGGUCGAGGCAGAGGCUUCAAUAACAAAAAUAACAAUGAAGACGGAUUCAGGCCCACAAAAAGCUUUGGCGAGGACGACGGUUUUAAGCCCACAAACUUUGACGUCGACGACGGUGGUUUCAAGCCCACAAACUUUGACGACGACGACGGUGGUUUCAAGCCCACAAACUUUGACGACGAUGGUUUUAAGCCUACAAAUGAUGAUGACGGUUUCAAGCCUACAAAUAGUUAUAAAAGCCGUGGCGGCGAUGAUGGUGGUUUUAAGCCCUCGUAUGAUCGAGGUGAUCGUGGAGACCGUGGUGGAAGAGGGCGAGGUGGAAGAGGCGGAGGAUUCCGAAGAGAUGAUAAUGGAGGUGGCUACAAGUCCUAUAACAGUGAUCGAAAUGGUGGAGGCGACGAUAACUGUGACGACGGGGGCUUUAAGCCCUCCUAUAACAGAGACGGCGGUGAGCGGAGGGGCCGAGGAAGAGGUCGCGGAGGCUUCAACAGUGACAGAAAUGGCGGAGGCGAUGACGACGGAAAUGACGGUGGCUUCAAACCUUCGUAUAACAGAGAAGGUGGUGGUCGAGGAAGAGGUCGUGGAGGCUACAACAACGACAGAAAUGGCGGAGGAGGUGGUUAUGGGGGUGGAGAUGACGGAAAUGACGGUGGCUUCAAACCUUCGUAUAGCAGAGACGGUGGUGGUCGUGGUGGUCGAGGAAGAGAUCGUGACUUCAAUAGCGACAGAAAUGGUGGAGGUGGCUACGGAGGCGACGACGAUGGAGAUGGCGGCGGUUUCAAACCAUUCAAUCGCGAAGGCGACCGAGGUCGAGGAAGAGGAGGAGGACGUGGCCGAGGUCGUGGUGGCCGUCGAGAUGGCGACGGCGAUGGUGGCGAUCGAGAUUUUGGCGGUGGUGGUGGCGGCGGCGGCGGCGGUUUCGGCGAUGAGGACGGUGGCGAGAAGAAAGAGCCAGUCAACAAGGAAAUCUACAUUCCUCCAGAGCCCGAACAAGACGAGGAGAAGAUGUUCGACUCGGGAAUUGGUGAGGGCAUCAACUUUAAGAAUUUUGAGAAAAUCAAGGUGAAAGUGAACGAUGGUAUGCCGCAGCCAAUCGAGAGUUUUGAAACUGCCGGCCUGCGACCCUUUGUCGUCGAAAAUAUCAAAAAGUGUCACUACACGACGCCCACGCCCAUUCAAAAGUACGCGCUGCCAAUUAUUAUGGCCGGACACGAUUUAAUGGCUUGUGCUCAAACGGGAUCGGGAAAAACGGCCGCUUUCAUGGUCCCCAUCAUCAACACUCUGCUCUCGGAUCCGCGUGAUUUGGUCUGUCACGGCGAGCACUGCGAGCCCCAGUGUUUAGUGAUGGCACCCACACGAGAACUGGCCAUUCAAAUUGCCGACGAGUGUCGCAAGUUUGCCAGCUCGUCGAUACUCAAGAUUGAGGUGGCUUACGGAGGCACUGCUGUCGGCUAUCAGGCCAAGCGAAUUCUGAAUGGAGCGCACAUUGUUGUCGGCACAUCGGGCCGAUUAACGGACUUUCUCGAUCGAGGACGUAUCCAGCUUGGCUCGCUUCGAUACCUGGUGCUCGAUGAAGCCGACCGGAUGUUGGACAUGGGUUUCAUGAAAGACGUGGACAAAAUUGUGGAUCACGAAACGAUGGCAAAGGACCGACAGACACUCAUGUUCUCGGCGACCUUCCCCGAAGAAAUUCAAAAACUCGCCGGCCGAUUUCUCAAGCCCGACUAUGGCUUUAUCACGGUGGGCAUUGUCGGUGGCGCCAACGAGGACGUGGAGCAAAACUUUCACGAGGUUAUUCGUAAGCAGAAGAAGCCGCGACUGGUGGAGAUUCUUGACAAGGAGAAGGAGAAUGGCACGCUGGCGGGCACAAUUAUUUUCGUCGAGACGAAAAAAACGGCGGAUUUUCUCGCUGCGUAUUUGUCGGAGAAUAAUUAUCCGACGACGAGCAUUCAUGGGGAUCGAUUGCAGAGUCAGCGGGAGGAAGCUCUGCGCGAUUUUCGAUAUCAGAAGAUGAAGAUUUUGGUGGCGACGAAUGUCGCGGCGCGAGGACUCGACAUUAAGGGGGUCUCGCACGUGAUACAGUAUGAUAUCAGCAAAGAGAUUGACAUGCACGUCCACAGGAUUGGACGAACGGGUCGAGUUGGACACAAGGGUCGUGCGACGACCUUUUAUGAUCCGGAGUCGGAUGCGGCAAUGGCGGGAGACCUGGUGAGAAUUCUCAAACAGGCGGGACAACCCAUUCCCGAUUUCUUGCAAUCUGGAGACAGCGGCAUUAGCUUUCAGCCGGGAAAAUCAAGCUUUGGUGCUCACGAUUUCCGUCAGUCUGGAAAUGCGCCCACCACCGAUUUUAACGCUGCCGAGACUGGUGGAGAGCCAGAAGAAAACUGGUGAGCAAGAAAGAUUCGUUCAUACCUUGUGAAUUUCGUAACUUUUAAAUUUGGUGAUUAAGAAUUGAACCGCAGUAUUCUCAUUACUUUAAAUAAUAUUAUUAUUAUUAUUUCUUUUUUUAAUCGACGCAUAGUUUUUUUUUUACUUUUAUAUUUUUAGUUAAGUUGAAUUGUCAAGAUAUGCAUAUGCAGAACGUAAUCUCAAAAUUUAUAUGUGUAGAGUAUAAACGUUACGGAUGAAUGUUUCUUAUCAAUGAUUUGAUAACUGGCAACUCAAUCUGCGUUGAUAUGGUUGCAAAAGACAGAUUGACAAUAUUGCCAGCUGCUAGUCUUUAUUUUUUUGUUACCGGUCUUACAUGUUGUACUACGCCUGUGACGAUAAUUAAAGUAAAUAUUAAACAAAAAGAAAUAUAUAUUUUGUCUAAUAUGAAGGAAUGUAUAGAAAGGAUGGUACUGAAACUUAGCUUUAUGAUACUGAUACAAAAAAAAAUAAAAAAAAGAGUUAUUAGGACAUUGUUUUUAUGAACGAAAAAAGAAAAUACCUAUUGCAUUUUGUAGUACGAGCUAAGUAUAAAAAAAACUCAGUGAUGUUAUGCAAGUGUUAAACGUUGUAUAAGUUUCUUUUGUAAUAAAAAAACCUAAUUUGAA
Molecule: messenger RNA, 3370 nt
Organism: Belonocnema kinseyi
Lineage: Eukaryota; Metazoa; Arthropoda; Insecta; Hymenoptera; Cynipidae
Product: ATP-dependent RNA helicase vasa
Exons: 10
Coding region: 201-2726 (841 amino acids)
Biological process (GO): gamete generation; cell differentiation
Cellular component (GO): nucleus; P granule
Molecular function (GO): ATP binding; RNA binding; RNA helicase activity
Source: RefSeq, a predicted model, not a curated record